AUGUCGAUGCCCAUCGCGGCAAUAGAAUCAUUAGUUGAAUUAAUAAAACAUAGUAAAGCAACGACUUUAUCAGAAUUCAUGGAAUCUCUCAAGGAUGCAAGUCAAAAACUUAAAACUUCUGUAAGAAAUUCGAUUUCAUUAUCAGCAGGUGCUGAUCUAUUCUUGAGGUUCGUUACGAGGACGUCUCAUGAUGUAACGAAUUUUGAAGCUUGCAAAGUACAUUUGAUAAAUAGUGGGAAGGUGUUGGUCGAAAAAGCUACAGCGGUUAGACAUAAAAUUGCCGAGAUAGGUGUGCAAUUUAUUAAAGAUGACGCAACAAUACUGAUUCAUUCGUAUUCUCGUGUGGUGAUGUUGCUGCUUCAACAAGCGGCUGCCCGCAAGAAACGAUUUAAAGUUUAUGUGACAGAAUCGAGACCAACAUCAUUAGGGGUUCAGUCAACAAAAAUAUUACGUAAAGCUGGUAUCCCUGCUACUGUCAUACUUGAUACAGCUGUCGGUUAUAUUAUUGAUAAAGUUGAUGCUGUAUUCGUUGGUGCUGAAGGUGUUGUUGAGAAUGGUGGUUUAAUCAAUGCGAUUGGAACUUAUCAAGUUGCUGUCGUUGCUAAAGCUGCCAACAAACCAUUGUAUGCUGUAAUCGAGAGUUACAAAUUCGUUCGUUUAUUUCCACUUAAUCAAUAUGACCUUCCAACGCACACUCCUGAUUUACUAACGUUUCCGGAUUUGGAAUCUCCUCGUUAUCUCUCUAAUAAUGAUGAAUCUGAGGAUGAUGUUGAAAAUUUUGAGGCAAGUAAUCCGACAGUGGAUUAUACUCCCCCGGAUUAUAUUACAUUGUUGUGUACUGAUUUAGGUGUGCUAACUCCAUCUGGUUAA
Funneliformis geosporum is the source of this 870-nucleotide messenger RNA. The record is from the annotation of a GenBank genome assembly. Lineage: Eukaryota; Fungi; Glomeromycota; Glomeromycetes; Glomerales; Glomeraceae.